CACCAUGCAACGAGAACUCCCCUGCGGGGUUUGGCUUCCCUCCACCGCCACAGCCACAGGAAGCUCCGGCGACCUUCCCACCAUCACAGGGAAAAGUAAUAGUAACAGUGUCACAAGUGUAGAAAAGCAGGUGUCAGAGAAUGCUGUGAUAGUGUUUGGCCGACGUGGAUGUUGCAUGUGCCAUGUUGUGAAAAGUUUACUACUAGGGCUUGGUGUCAACCCCACCAUUUUUGAUGUUGAUGAGAAAGAUGAAGCUGCUGUUAUCGGCGAAUUGUUGAGAAUUAUAGGCGAUGACGGUAAAGGGAACGACGGCCGGCUAAAGUUUCCGGCGGUUUUCGUUGGUGGGAAGCUGUUUGGAGGGAUAGAAAGAGUCAUGGCCACUCAUAUCUCUGGUGAGUUGGUGCCCAUUUUAAAAGAAGCUGGGGCCUUAUGGCUUUGACUUAGUCUUUUAAUAAUUCUGAAGACUUUGGCUGAUUGAAUGCAGUGAAUUUUCAGUUUUCAUUCUUUGACAAUGUUUGAGGGUUGGACUUGACGCAACCGCAAAGUUAUUCUUGAGUGUCAAGGUUCGAGUUGCAAAAAUAGUAUUUCCACGACACUCUAAAUCCUACAGUAACAAUAUUCCUAAAUUGUGUUUUGAGUACCGAAAAACAGUUUUUUUAUCAGUUUUAUUCUUAGAUUGUGUUUAUGAGGUGGUAAAACUUUUUUUAAAGAAAAGGAAAAGGUUGAGAGCUUGUAGAUCAAGUAUUUUUACUUUUGAUUUAGGAAAAUAUUAUUGAAACUAAAUUUUCUGAUUUAACGUGUCACUGUCGAUGUCGG
Messenger RNA from Ilex paraguariensis (yerba mate), 816 nucleotides. NCBI's taxonomy places the organism in Eukaryota, Viridiplantae, Streptophyta, Magnoliopsida, Aquifoliales, Aquifoliaceae. The record is from the annotation of a GenBank genome assembly.